CAGUCUCCUGAAGUGUUGUAACGAAGCAUUUGUCGAGGAUUUUCUCUCCUGAUGAUAUCGUUUCCUUUUUUUCAACAACGAUCAUCUUUGGAUGGAAAAGGAUUACGGUUCAUCUUCGGUUGGAUUCAUGAUGGGUUUUAUUAGGAAAACCGAUCUUAGAGGCCGAGGACAAGCACUGUUUGUCAUUCUUUGUCUUUUUAAGCUGAGCUCAGUGACUGGACAGGCUCGCUAUUCCGUGCCAGAGGAACAGGCAGAGGGAUCUUUCGUUGGAAACAUCGCUAGAGAUCUAGGGUUGGAUGUUGCGAGGCUUAAAUCAGGUAAAGCUCGGAUUAUUACAAAGGAGAAUCGACAGUACGUUGAUUUAAACCGGGACAAAGGCACCCUCGUGAUUAAAGAGCGAAUCGACCGAGAAGAGCUGUGUGGAAAAACGACGCCCUGUAGCUUCAGUUUCGAAGUAAUUUUAGAAAAUCCAAUCCAGCUUUAUCGGGUCACCGUGGAGGUAAUAGACGUGAACGAUAACAGCCCGUCGUUCCCAAAGGAUGAAACAAGUUUGAAUAUUGUUGAAAAUGCCCCAGCUGGGACUCGGUUCUUAAUAGAGAGUGCAUUUGAUCCUGACGUUAGAAUUAAUGACAUUACAAAAUACAUCCUCAAACCCGUGGAUCAUUUUAAAUUAGAAGUUCAAAACCAGCCUGAUGGAGGGAAAGCCAUCGAAAUGGUUUUGCAAAACCCGUUAGACCGAGAAAAAGAGGAGACUCACACACUCGUGCUGAUUGCAUCAGAUGGAGGAGAACCACACAGAUCAGGGACAGUACGCAUUCAUAUCACUGUGCUCGAUAUCAACGAUAAUGCGCCAGUUUGUAGUCAGCCGGUUUAUAAAGCAGAAGUCAAGGAGAACUCUCCAGAAGGAACAGUAGUAACCACUGUGAGUGCCAAUGACGCAGAUACAGGAGUCAAUGGUGAAGUAACAUUUUCCAUAGCACAUGUGACCAGAGAAGUGAAGCUGCUUUUUGAAGUAAAUGUCAAAACUGGAGAGAUUAAAGUUGCAGGUAAACUAGAUUUUGAAAAAUCUAACACAUAUCAACUGAACGUUAAGGCUAGCGACCAAGGAGGAUAUUCGGAUAUGUGCAAAGUUAUAAUUCAAAUAAUUGAUGAGAAUGAUAACGUCCCUACAAUACAGCUGAUGUCAUUUGCGAUCUCGAUAUCUGAGGACUCUCCUCUAGGUACAACUAUUGCUGUUAUUAAUGUGGAUGACGUUGACUCUGAUGGUAACGGUGUUGUCAAAUGCUCCAUUGACUCUGACAUGCCUUUCAAAAUUGAGUCUUCAUUAACAGGAUAUUAUACUAUAGUAACCGAUAACGUCCUAGACCGAGAAAUUAUCCCUGAGUACAACAUCACUGUAACGGUCUCUGACCAAGGCUCCCCUCCUCUGACUAGCAGGAAACAAAUCAAUGUGAAAGUGUCUGAUGUGAAUGACAACCCUCCUGAAUUUGACCUUUCAGAAUACAGUAAGACUUUACCAGAGAACAACUCUCCUGGCUUUUCUGUGUUCACUCUCAGUGCUCGUGAUGCAGACUCGGGCCAAAACGCUCGGGUGUCUUACUUCCUGGAGGAGAAAGAGGUUAAUGGGGCAGCUGUGUCCUCGUUAGUGUCUGUAAAUUCAGAAAGUGGUGUCAUUCACGCAGUGAGGUCGUUUGAUUUUGAGCAAAUCAAAAGCUUUGAAUUCAACGUAACUGCUCGUGAUGCCGGAUCUCCUCCUCUGAGUUCAGUUGCUACAGUUAGAUUAAUAGUCCAAGACCAGAACGACAACCCUCCUCAGGUUCUAUAUCCAGUCCAGAUUGGAGGCUCUCUUGUGGCUGAGAUGGUUCCUCGUUCAGCAGAUGUGGGCUAUCUGGUCACUAAAGUGGUGGCUGUUGAUGUGGACUCUGGACAGAACGCCUGGCUCUCCUAUAAACUGCAGAAAGCCACAGACAGGGCGCUGUUUGAAGUGGGCUUACAGAAUGGAGAAAUAAGAACUAUCCGCGGAGUCACUGAUAAAGAUGCUGUGAAACAAAGACUGACUGUGAUAGUGGAGGACAACGGGCAGCCCUCUCGUUCAGCUACAGUCAUUGUUAACGUGGCGGUGGCGGACAGCUUCCCUGAAGUGCUGUCUGAGUUCACUGACUACACACAAGACAAGGAGUACAAUGACAACCUGACCUUCUACUUAGUGUUGGCUUUGGCUGUAGUUUCCUUCCUCUUCAUCACGUGUUUAGUGGUUAUUAUAUCGGUGAAGAUCUACAGAUGGAGACAGUCUCGCGUCCUGUAUCACUCCAAUCUCCCUGUGAUUCCGUAUUAUCCACCACGUUACUCAGACACUCUGGGGACAGGGACUCUCCCACACGUGUACAACUACGAGGUGUGCAGGACGAAUGACUCCAGAAUGAGUGACUGUAAGUUCGGCACAGUCGGUAGUCAGAACGUGCUGAUAAUGGACCCCAGUUCUACAGGAACGAUGCAGCGGAUGCAAAGUGAGAAGAACAUCCUGGAUGAACCAGACUCUCCUCUAGAGGUUAGUUAAAUAAUGUGGCUACUUU
This is a messenger RNA of Gasterosteus aculeatus aculeatus (three-spined stickleback), 2573 nucleotides long. The record is from RefSeq and is a predicted model, not a curated record. NCBI's taxonomy places the organism in Eukaryota, Metazoa, Chordata, Actinopteri, Perciformes, Gasterosteidae.